Cucurbita pepo subsp. pepo (vegetable marrow) is the source of this 2051-nucleotide messenger RNA. RefSeq lists its product as uncharacterized. Lineage: Eukaryota; Viridiplantae; Streptophyta; Magnoliopsida; Cucurbitales; Cucurbitaceae. The record is from RefSeq and is a predicted model, not a curated record. Gene Ontology annotation, molecular function: GTP binding; GTPase activity.
CCCAAUGCAGCUUCAUCUUACCCUGUGAAGCUUUCUUCCUGCUUACUGCGAUACGAGAAACCCUAGACUCACUUCUUCGCAGCCUACGGCGUUGUUUCCAUGGAUAUCGAGGAGGACAUUCGUGCUCUAGAACUUGAUUCACCAGAUGUUAACGGGGUUCCCAAUCCAGAUGCAAGGAUGGAAGAAAUUGUGAAAUCCGAUAAUGUGGAAGAAGAUUUGAAGACAGAGGACCAUCCCCAACCAGCCCAAGCUAUCCACGUUGAAGAACAAUGUGAUGUGAAGGAGAAAAUACCUGCGAAGGAGAAGGAAAUCUCUUUAACUGAAAACGAAGGUGAAGGGGAUUUGGAGUUGGAUCGUAAAAGACACUUGAAUGUUGUGUUCAUUGGUCAUGUCGAUGCUGGUAAGUCUACAAUUGGAGGCCAGAUACUUUUCCUCAGCAAUCAGGUUGAUGAGCGUACAAUCCAAAAGUAUGAAAAAGAAGCAAAGGAUAAAAGCAGAGAAAGCUGGUAUAUGGCGUAUAUCAUGGACACAAAUGAAGAAGAGAGAGUUAAGGGGAAAACUGUUGAAGUGGGAAGAGCACAUUUUGAAACUGAUACUACAAGGUUUACAAUUUUAGACGCUCCGGGUCACAAAAGUUAUGUCCCAAAUAUGAUCAGUGGGGCAUCUCAGGCUGAUAUAGGGGUUCUGGUAAUUUCUGCUAGGAAAGGAGAGUUUGAAACUGGAUAUGAGAGAGGUGGACAGACUCGUGAGCAUGUUUUGCUGGCAAAAACGUUGGGUGUUGCUAAGCUUCUUGUUGUAGUGAAUAAGAUGGAUGAACCCACAGUAAAAUGGUCGAAAGAAAGGUAUGAUGAGAUAGAGUCUAAGAUGGCCCCCUUCUUGAAGUCAUCUGGUUACAAUGUAAAGAAAGAUGUCCAGUUUUUACCUAUAUCUGGUCUUCAUGGUGUUAAUAUGAAAACAAGAGUGGAUAAGAAAGUAUGUCCCUGGUGGAAUGGUCCGUGCUUGUUUGAAAUCCUUGAUACAAUUGAAGGUCCACCAAGAAAUCCAAAAGAUCCAUUUAGGAUGCCUAUCAUUGACAAAUUCAAGGACAUGGGAACAACUGUUAUGGGUAAAGUCGAAUCUGGCACUGUGCGCGAGGGUGAUUCCUUAUUGGUAAUGCCAAAUAAGAUUCAGGUGAAAGUUGCUGCUGUUUUGUGUGAUGAAAGCAAAGUAAAGAGCGCAGGACCUGGUGAAAAUCUUCGUGUUAGAAUAUCUGGAAUUGAAGAAGAAGAAAUAAUGUCUGGGUUUGUACUAUCAAGCGUUGCAAAACCUAUACCCGCUGUUUCUGAGUUUGUUGCGCAGUUGCAGAUUCUUGAGCUGCUGGAUAAUGCAAUAUUUACAGCUGGAUAUAAGGCCGUACUUCACAUUCAUGCUGUUGUUGAAGAAUGUGAGAUCAUAGAGCUGCUUCAGCAGAUUGAUCCGAAGACUAGGAAACCUAUGAAAAAGAAAGUUCUCUUUGUGAAGAAUGGUGCAAUUAUUUUGUGCCGCAUCCAGGUCAAUAACUUGAUCUGCAUUGAGAAAUUUUCUGACGUUCCUCAGCUUGGAAGAUUUACACUUCGUACUGAAGGGAAGACAGUUGCUGUCGGAAAGGUCACUGAUAUUCCGGCUGCAAGCAAUUAAACAAUUUUGAUCUACAAGGAAACUUAUGGUGAAUUUGAUAUGAGCUGCCCCAUGAAGGCCUUGUAUGCUCGAAGCCGUUUUUCCAUGGAGUCAUGCCUGAUCGUGUUGUUGGCUAUGCUAAUAGAUACUAAAAUGAUUGAUAGGUUCCAUCUGUUUGGAUACCAGCUUUACAUGUGUUUUUCUAUAUAUGGGUGUAAAGUUUGAUUUGCUUCACUAUUGUUGAAUAUAGUAGUUUUUUCAUAGUUAAUCCCCAUCCAAAUGUCCUACUAUUCUGUUUCUUUUUCCUGUAAUUGAAUUUCAUUUUUGGGCACCCAUGGUUAUGAAGAUUUUGGUGUGUACUAGCUUCACGGUGCUACCAAACAUGAAGAUGAAUCUUGAGUUUGUUAACUUGACUA